Messenger RNA from Fusarium sp. VM40, 1305 nucleotides. Lineage: Eukaryota; Fungi; Ascomycota; Sordariomycetes; Hypocreales; Nectriaceae. The record is from the annotation of a GenBank genome assembly.
AUGGCAUUCCUCGAGGACCCCCGACUUCGCCAACGCUGGAACCAGAUCACGCACGACACCGAGACUAUCACUGAAAAUGCAGCAGCAGGAAUCUGGACUUUUCAGCAUAAUUAUAUCACCCCGUGUUUCUCCUCCAUCGCGCACUCUUUUGAACAGUGCACGACUGUUUGUCUAGGCGAUCCAGAAGACCGUAUACGAAGGCGCAGAGAACGGGAACUGUCACAUGGUAGGGCCGAGUACAGCUUCGACUUUUACGAUGACUGGUAUGAGGAAGAGCAGAGCGGCUUGUUUGGAGCAUGGGGCAACGAGGAUUGGGAUAGACUGCUGGCAGGGACCGGCAGUCAACGAAAGCAUAACGGUGGAGAGACAGAACAACCGCGCAAGAAACGCGGUAUGAGCUAUGGAACUCGAGACAGACGACGAAAGCCAAGUAUCGACGACGACCCGACCGUAAUUCCCAGUACACAACCGAUUGGAUUCCUCAGCAAGUUACCAUGGAAAGUGGGCGGUACUCUACGAUACAAACCUAGUGCGGCAGAUCUACAGGACCAUCCACAACGACACGGCGACGGAGAGAACGAACCAUUACUGCAUUCUGAUGACGGAUCCGACUUUGAGCUACCAGCGCCUAGAAAGCGUAGUGGGACGACAGGUUCAGGCGACACAUCAGACUCAUAUCGAUCGCGAGGGGAUUUAUUUCCAAGUGACGGCGAAGGUGAAGAAGAUGCAAUACCACUCGAUGACGAAGUGACAUAUGAUAUGGUCAGGAAAGAUGAUAGAAGUGGAAGAAGUGGAAGGACAAGCAGCAAGGGUAAAAGACCAGCAAGCGGACUGGCAGGAUCAAGGACGGUGUCACGAACGACGUUAGGCUCAGUUUCUUCCAGGGACGACUACCGAAUGGAGAACCGACCCAACUCUCUUUCUGCUACGUCAGAUGUUGAGGAUACGCCAACCCUGCACGAUCUGGAACGAGAGGAGUACCUGCUACAGAAAGCAGAGGAUGAUGAUGUUGAAAGAAAGAAACGUGCGGCAGCACAGCUUGCAGCGGAAAAAGGCCUCACACCGAAGAAACCACGGUUCUUGGACACAAAACCAGAGGUGGCAGAUGAUGAUGUUUAUGAAGCUUCGCCCUCCAAGGCCGCCUGCCAACAUGUGGAAGAAGUGGAAGAGGUCGAAGAGGUUGACGAUAAAUCACUACCGAAGCGAGGCGAGUCACAACGCGCAAAGAGUCCACAACCACCCGGUGGCACGGAGUCACCAGAGAAGACGGAUUUCGUUCCAGCACGUUUACCACACUUCCAAUGA